CUAAAUCCAACCUUUCCCCAAUUUCUCACUCAACAUUUUCCCAAUUAUUUCUCUCUCUCUCUCUCUCUCUAGAUCUAUGGAUUCUUCAAUAGGCAAUGUCCAGCACGUUCCCAGAAAAUCCUCCGAUGAGCUUUUGAGGAAAUUUGCUGAGGUGGGGUCGGAGUCCGGUGGUGGAAGAAGGUUGUUGACGGUGGUUAAGAGGCGGCGGAAGAGGGUUAAUAACGAGGAGUACUGUGAUAGCCCCUCCGGUACUGGCGGAGUGGUGGAGCGGAAAUGGCUGAUUUCGCCUGUGGGGAGAAAGUCGGUUGUGUUGAAGAAAGUUGGGAUUGGAAAUGGAAGGUCUCAGCAGCUGAGGAUUAGAGAUUUUAGAAACAAAUCUAUUCUUGGAGCCAUUCAAAAGACAUGGCGAAGAACAGUGGAAGGAGCAUCAAAGGUUUUGUUAGAGAAACAUUACAACACUCAUAGACGUUUGAUAAGUGACAUUGUCUAAUUAAUUUCUCUUCUUUUUCUCCAUUUUUCUCUCCUUAUCUACUUAAUUAUAUUUGUUUCUAAUCUUUUCUGUUUAGGAAGCUCUGAUUAUUUUGUUUAAUCUUCAUGGAAAAAAUAAAUUAUAUGUUUAAUCUUCUAUACAAAUCCAUAACACACAUGUAAUGUAACCCCCUACUUGUUCAAUUAACCUCUUAUUUCCAUGAAUCAAUCUAUUGUUUUUCCAGAUUCUCUC
Messenger RNA from Cucumis sativus (cucumber), 721 nucleotides. RefSeq lists its product as uncharacterized. Bases 77 to 490 code for a protein of 137 amino acids. The transcript is spliced from 2 exons. The record is from RefSeq and is a predicted model, not a curated record. NCBI's taxonomy places the organism in Eukaryota, Viridiplantae, Streptophyta, Magnoliopsida, Cucurbitales, Cucurbitaceae.